AUGCCCGUCCCGAGCAGUUUCCGCCCUCGAAUCUCGCCAACGCUUCAUCAGGAAAGAGAAGCGCAAGCUUCGCCUGACGACCAUCCAGCUCGAGAUCGUGAUUCGCCAAUGCCAUUUUUCGGCAAACGUAUCGAGAUACCGGUCCCCAACACAACACCGGAUGACCAUUCAGAUAUUCGAUCUUUAGACGAAAAUUACGCGCCGACAACAGUCUCCGACGUAUCACUACCGCCGCUUUCUCCCCAGCUAGGCCCAAUGUCGCGCCCUGAUAUACCUUCGAUUCCACGACUAACUUAUAGAGUCCCAAUUGCGCCAACGACAAUUCCUGAUGACUCUGCCCACCUAGUCAUCCCUCAACCUCACUCGCCCCUCUCCACAAUAUCGCCUCGAACCCCCUCACCAGAUCCAUCCCACCUUCUUUCUGGCUCUCCCUUCGCUACUCCGACGGCCACCGAACAAGCUACUCCAUCCUCAGCGAUGCGUCCGCACUCCCGUGCUGACACCAUUCCAACAGUCAACAUUUCUUUCUCCAACCCCCCUACCGCUACGAAUGCCCCGCCAGUAUCCAACCCAACAUCUCACCCCAUCGACCUUCCUGCAUCAGUUCCAAUACCACCACCUCUGACCCCACAACCGAUCCUACAACCCCCUAGAUCUCCUAGCCCAGCACGACCACCUCCUUCUCACCCACCACAGCGAGCACGCCCUCCAGACCCAGCCCCCUUUUCCUCAAUGUUCACCUCCUUCCAAUCCACGGAUCCCAUAUCCUGGGACAGACUUGCACGGCAAAGCGACCGCCACCGCCGCGAACAGCGUCACGUUCCCUCACCAGGAAGCGCCAUCAGCCCAAAGAGCACACCUAUGCCCGGAUUCAUGGAUGUAGGGCCAUGGCCGGCUCCCGCGAGGUCUGGAUCUGCCUCUUACUUUGCUGGUGUUGGUGCUGGUGUUGGUGGUGAUGGCGAGGAUCGGGUUGAUACCGCGCCAGCUGCGGGCGCUGGGGCUGCUGGUGAUGAGAGAGCAGGGCAGCGGAAUAGGUUGAUUAGUGUUUUUAACACAAGUCAUUUGGACUCGUCGCUUCGACCGUCGAAUUCGAUGAGGGAGCAACGCGGCGAGAGGAUGCCGCAUGCGGCUACUGAGGAUGGCGGACUUGGUGUUGGUGGUCCCGCGUUGAGGAGGAGUGUUAGUGAAAGGGUGGCUGAGAGUCAGAGACCUAUGACGCCGAGGGUUCGGGAGGAGAGGAGGCAAAGACCGAGAACUAAGGGGCUUGGGAGAGUGAGGUGGAAGGGGAGGGAGCACUGA
Messenger RNA from Bacidia gigantensis, 1299 nucleotides. RefSeq lists its product as uncharacterized. The record is from RefSeq and is a predicted model, not a curated record. Bases 1 to 1299 code for a protein of 432 amino acids. NCBI's taxonomy places the organism in Eukaryota, Fungi, Ascomycota, Lecanoromycetes, Lecanorales, Ramalinaceae. The transcript has a single exon.